UGGUUGGUGUACGUGGCACUCUUAUAGCGUCUUGUUUGGUGAGCCUAGAAAUUAGAAGAAAUCUCCGUUUCACAUUGUCAUUGUCAUUGUCAUUGUCAAUGGCUGCUCCUCUUACGGUCGUAAGAACUCCCACUUUCACUCACCAACGCAUUCUUACCAAACCCUUCACUGCUUCCUCUUCCUUUUACCCCCUCAGUUUCGCAAAGAUGGAAGGAAGUGAGGUCCCUGAGCAAGUAGCAGAGAAAUCUGGAGAGGAAUUGGGUGUGAAGAAGAAGAUAUUUGUUGCUGGAGCCACUGGUAGCACCGGAAAAAGAAUCGUUGAGCAGUUACUGGCAAAGGGUUUUGCUGUUAAGGCUGGGGUUAGAGACUUGGACAAGGCAAAGACAACCCUUUCCUCUGCCAACCCAUCUCUCCAAAUUGUGAAAGCUGAUGUCACUGAGGGUUCUGACAAGCUAGCUCAAGCCAUUGGUGAUGAUUCAGAAGCAGUAGUAUGCGCCACAGGCUUUCGCCCAGGGUGGGAUUUGCUUGCUCCAUGGAAGGUUGACAAUUUUGGCACGGUAAACCUUGUUGAAGCAUGCAGGAAACGUAAUGUUAACAGAUUCAUUCUGAUCAGUUCAAUUUUAGUUAAUGGAGCAGCUAUGGGACAGCUACUAAAUCCAGCUUACAUCUUUCUCAAUGUUUUUGGACUCACCUUGGUAGCAAAACUACAGGCAGAGAAUCAUAUCAGAAAAUCCGGUAUAAAUUACACAAUAAUAAGACCUGGCGGGUUGAGAAACGAUCCUCCUAUUGGAAAUGUUGUAAUGGAGCCAGAGGACACCCUUUCGGAAGGAACCAUAUCCAGAGAUCAAGUUGCAGAAGUCGCUGUUGAGGCAUUGGCAUAUCCUGAGGCAUCUUAUAAAGUUGUGGAGAUUGUCUCGCGUCCUGAUGCUCUGAAACGCUCAUACCGUGAUCUUUUUGGUUCCAUAAGGCAACGAUGAUUUGAGUUUAGGACUUGUUUGCGGAUUACUGAAUUAGCUUCCCUAUUUAUUUCUCAUUACAAAUGUGUAUUACUUAAUUGUCUUCCCGUGUGUGCUACUUCAUUCAGUUGGUAUGCUAGAGUAAUGUGUAAAUAUUUCGACAUCUAUUUUGUUAUCCUUUCUGUUCUCUUCUCUCUUCCAUUAAAAGUUAGUAAAGAAUACAUUAUUCUAGAAGUUGAAGCUACUUCUGUUUGGCUACUUUCAUUUUUUGGUUGAUUCCACUAUAAGAAAGCCAUUAUAUAGUUAACAG
Messenger RNA from Abrus precatorius (Indian licorice), 1266 nucleotides. RefSeq lists its product as uncharacterized. The record is from RefSeq and is a predicted model, not a curated record. NCBI's taxonomy places the organism in Eukaryota, Viridiplantae, Streptophyta, Magnoliopsida, Fabales, Fabaceae. The transcript has 5 exons. Bases 99 to 977 code for a protein of 292 amino acids.